UUAGUCUGAAAAUAAAAAUACACUUUUCCCUCAACUGCGUUACCCACUCCAGUCAACAGAUGGCGAUGUAGGGUCUUGAAGGUGCCAGAGUGACGUAUAAUAUAAUGGACGGGGGGCGCUUCUUCAAACACAACAGACACCUCGUUAGCCAGCUGUCCGAAACAAUCAAGCUCUUUAGAGGUGUUUCGUGUAUAUUAGCUACUGUGUUUUAAACACGAUUCUGUCGUGUUUACUUGUUACCCCCCCGAAUUCAUUUCAUAUUUACGUUUUGUUGUUUGUUUUCGUUUGUUUGCUGGCUGACUGGCUGGUUAAGUUAGCAAUAGCCUAGCUAGUUAGCUAAAAUCCACCGAUAUGAGUUCACUUAGCUUCUCUCUUGUUAAAGAAGAGGAGGAGGAAGAGGAAGAGGAGGUCUACUGGACGGAGAAAGAAGUUGUUGUGAAAGAGGAGGAAGAGGAGGAUAUCUCAGUAAAACAAGAAGUAGAAGGUGAGGCUGUUACAGUGAAAGAAGAAGAGGAAGACGUUACAGUGAAAGAAGUGGAAGACUCGUUCAGAGUGAAAGAGGAGGAGGAUGUUACAGUAAAAGAAGAGGAGGAAGAUGCAGUUUUUGGAGUGAAAGAGGAGGAGGGAAAGAUAACUGUCACAUCGAAAGACGAGAAGGGAGAAGAAAAGGAGGCAGAGACAGGAGAUCAGAUUAACACCAGAGAGAGACGGGACUAUCGCGGAUCCUCUGGGGAGCCUCAACAACCUCAUGAUGCUGACGAGGCAGAGAAGAGUCUCUCCAGAUCAGAACACCGCAAGAAACCCCAGCGGAGAUCCACAGGGAGGAAACCUCACCGCUGCCCUGACUGUGGGAAGAAUUUCACCUCUUCAACAGAACUUAAAAUACACCACAGAAUCCAUACAGGAGAGAAACCUUAUAGCUGCACUGACUGUUUGAAGAGAUUUUCUCAACUAGGGAACCUGACAAAACACCAGUUGACACACACAGGAGAGAAGCCUUACCACUGCUCUGACUGCGAGAGGACCUUUUCAACAUCACAGCGUUUAAAGCUUCACCAGCGAACACACACUGGAGAGAAGCCUUACCACUGCUCAGAUUGUGGGAAAAGCUUAACCUCCUCAAGUGAACUGAUUAUACACCAGAGAACACAUACAGGAGAGAGGCCUUAUGGCUGUGAUCAAUGCGGGAAGCGAUUCACUCAGUCAUCAAACCUGACUGUACACAAGAGAGUACACACUGGAGAGAAGCCUUAUCGCUGCUCGAACUGUGGAAUGAGCUUUACUACCUCAAGCUAUCUGAUAACACACCAGAGAACACAUACAGGAGAGAAGCCUUAUAGCUGUGAUCAAUGUGGGAAGAGUUUUACUCAGCCAAGUCACCUGAUUGUACACCAGAGAAUACACACAGGAGAGAAACCUUACCACUGCUCUGACUGUGGGAAGGGUUUUGUUAGAUCAUCACAUUUAAAAUCUCACCAGAGAACACACACAGGAGAGAAGCCUCACCACUGCUCUGAAUGUGGGAAGAGUUUUGCCUUAUUAGACAUACUGAUAGUACAUCAGAGAACACACACUGGUGAAAAGCCUUACCGCUGCUCAGACUGUGGGAAGAGAUGUACUACCUCAAGUAACCUGAUAUCACACAAGAGAACCCACACUGGAGAGAAACCUUACCACUGCUCUGACUGCGGGACGAGUUGUUCUACCUCAAGCAACCUGGCAGUACACCAGAGAACACACACUGGAGAAAAGCCUUAUAGCUGUGAUCAGUGUGAGAAGAGAUACUCUCAUUCAAGUUCUCUGAUUAAACAUCAGAAAAUACACUCAGGAGAUCCACAGAGUGUGGAAUGAUCUCCAACACCAGACCUGGGUAGUAGAACACAGUGGCCUCUAUCUUGUAAAAACAUAUUUAGGAAGCUGUGGAAAUUGAUUUAUUAAUGUUAAUAUUAAUUAAAACAUGUUUAUUCUAUUAUAAACCUUAAUGCUUAAUAUUUUCAAAUUUAUAUUAUGUAAGCUUAUAACAUAAAAAUAAUUCUAAAAAUAUUAAAAUGUUUAAAGUAUAGUUGUUGUUUUUUUAGAAAAGUACUAAUGUUACUUUCCCCUCAAAAUACUUAAAUACAUGUAAUUCUGUUAAAUACAUGUAAUUCUGUUAUAUACAUGUAAUUCUGUUAAAUACAUGUAAUUCUGUCCUUGGAAACAUUGAACUGAACUACUGUUGAAUACCAUUCAUUCUUCUGGAGGAAGUCAUGGUAACCAGGGGUUAAUACAUAAACAUUUAACUGAACUACUGUUGAAUUCCAUUCAGUCCUCUGGAGGACGUCAUGGUAACCAGGGGUUUAAUACGUAAACAUUGAACUGAACUACUGUUGAAUUCCAUUCAUUCCUCUGGAUGAUGUCACGGUAACCAGGGGUUUAAUACGUAAACGGUUGGUACUCAGUCUCAUGAUACAGUGCCUUGCAAAGUAUUCAUCCCCCCAUUGGCAUUUUUCCUAUUUUGUUGCAUUAC
This is a messenger RNA of Salmo salar (Atlantic salmon), 2506 nucleotides long. The record is from RefSeq and is a predicted model, not a curated record. NCBI's taxonomy places the organism in Eukaryota, Metazoa, Chordata, Actinopteri, Salmoniformes, Salmonidae.